Messenger RNA from Harpia harpyja (harpy eagle), 4168 nucleotides. RefSeq names its product WD repeat and coiled-coil-containing protein-like. The record is from RefSeq and is a predicted model, not a curated record. Gene Ontology annotation, molecular function: kinase binding. NCBI's taxonomy places the organism in Eukaryota, Metazoa, Chordata, Aves, Accipitriformes, Accipitridae. The transcript has 3 exons. Bases 197 to 2404 code for a protein of 735 amino acids.
ACUUAGAGGAGCAGCUGCAGGCUUACUGGGAAGGAGUUCACAAUAUAGGCUCUUGGAAUACUAGCAGAAAAACCAGCUUGAUUCUGGAAAGGAAGGGAAGGAGAUACGAAAAAAAAUUUCCUCACUGUGAUCUGCAAGUGAAUUCCAUGGAUUCUAUAGUUUGGAACAACCACCAGUAGACAGAAAGCUUAAAAAGAUGGAGCUGGGAAAGGCAAAGCUGCUGAGGACCGGCCUCAAUGCUUUAUAUCAGGCCAUCCACCCCGUGCAUGGAAUUGCCUGGACAGAUGGGAAGCAAGUGAUACUGACUGCUUUAUACUAUCAUAAUGGAGAGCUAAAGUUCGGAGACUCAAGUGUUGUUGGUCAAUUUGAACAUGUUCAUGGGCUUAACUGGGGCCCAUGUUGCUCUACAGACACCCCAGCUCUGCUCGCUGUUCAGCAUAAAAAGCAUGUUAGUGUUUGGCAGCUGGGCUACAGCACUGCGGAGAAGAACAAACCCUUGAUUUCUCAGACCUGUGAAGUUGGUGAGCCAUUUCCACUGCUUUCUCAGGGCUGUGUCUGGCAUCCAAAGAAGGAGGUCUUGGCUGUGCUUACAAAAAGAGAUGCUUCAGUCUUGCAUGCUGUUCGUACUGACAAUACUAGAGUUAAGGCAGAUAUCAAAAGCAGUGGGCUUAUCCACUGUGCCUGCUGGACUAAGGAUGGUAAUCGUUUAGUAGUUGCUAUAGGCAGUGCCCUGCAUUCCUACAUAUGGGAUGAUGCUCAGAAAACUCUAAAUACCUGCUCCUUUUGCCCAGUCUUUGAUGUGGGAGGUUAUAUCUGUGCUAUAGAAGCCAUGCUGGAUUUCCAAAUUGCUGUAGCUACGGAGCUUCCUUUAGAUAAUAUCUGUGGUUUGAAUACAGGCAUUGCAUUUGAUAUGCCAUCUGGUACGGAAACUGGUUCUUUAAUCUCACAGUCUGCUCUGGUGCUUGGUGAUGAGGAAUACUCCAUGGACCGGCGAAGAAAGUCCACAGAUUCAGAUAGAUCCGGUGUUGAUUCAGUUGCUUCUUCUUCAUCAGGUCCUGUGGAUUUAACCCAUAUCCUUGCAAAUCACCGUCGGUCUGAUCCUGGUCCUCUUAUUACUCUGAAACGCAAAGACUCUGCAGCAACAAAUGGUCAAGAUUCUUCUCACAUGAUUUUGGUGACUUUUGAGAGGAAGGUAACCACCACCAGAAAAGUCACCAUCCCAGGUAUUCUGGUUCCUGAUAUAAUGGCUUUUGACCUUAGAGCUCAGAUUGUGGCAGUAGCCUCUAAUACUUCUAACAUUGUUUUGGUGUAUUCAGUAACCUCUUCCUGCAUGCCUCAUAUUCAACAAAUCCAGCUGGAAAAGAAUGAAAGACCAAAGGGCCUAUGCUUUUUGACAGCUAAACUCCUAUUGAUUCUGAUUGGCAAGCAAAAGUUCCCCGAGCCUAGUCUCAUUCCAUCUUCAAGUUCAGACAGGUAUGUAAUGCGUCUGAUGAUCAAAGAAUUGAUGCUGGAAGAAGAUCCUUCAGCAUUGCCUGAGACUAAGCAGAAUAUGUUUUAUAACUUUGAAUCCUCUGUUAAUAUACCUGGAAAAAGAAAGUUCUUUGAAAAUCUUGCUACAGAAGACCAACCUCAAAGCAGGGAGCUGUUAAUACCAAGAAGCACAGUUAUUCAAUCUCCUAGUGGCAGGAGAAGACUCAUCGAAGAAGUAAAGAGCCCUAGUUAUGAGCAGAGCUCUUCAUCAAGUGUGAGUGACCUGGAUGAAAAAAGGCUCCCAGGUGACAACUCGGUGGCCUUGGAAACAUUGGAUGCUGAACCUACCAAUCGUUCAGUGUCUCUUCUUGGUUUUGGAACACCUACCAGGCUUUCCAGCAGACCAACUUCCCCUAAAGUGCAGUUCAAUGUGAUCCAAGAAACAUCAAAUUCUCCUAAAAACAACAAUUUGCCAAGUGAAAGAGGAAUGAGUCACAUAUCUAGAAAUUUAGAGAGACUUUGUGGCAGCUUCAAUGAGUUACAACUGAGUCUUUCUGAAAUAACGGACUUCGCUAAAAAUGGGAGGAGGAUAUCUUUAGCCUAUCCAUGCUCACAGGAACCACCUGUUGUUCAUAUCACUUACCAGAAAAGUUUUUCAAAUGGAGCAGUUACUGAAGAAACAAAAGAUGUUCUCCUCUGUGAUGGCAAGAUCCAUUUGAAUUUAGUCCAGCAGCUGUUCGAUCUGCCUGUUAUUGAAAUGAAACACGGCUCUUCUUGGAUUGUGCUCACUGCAGACAAGGACGGCUUUGUGCCAUUAAUAUUCAGAGCAACACAAGAGAUAAUCAUAAGGGAUGGAAGUGACAGUUCAGAAGUCUGUGGAGGUCACUCCUACAAAAAAAGCAUUUCAAUGCGACCACCAAGCAGAGUGACAUAAUUUCUGAACAAAGAACGCUAAUGGUCUUCUUUUCUAAUACAAUACAGAGACAUUCUGCAGUGUCAGAAACUGAGUGACUAGAAAGCUGUCUUCACUACUUUCAAUGUAUUUUAACUGUAAAAUCUGUGGCAUGGUUACACUAUAGCUAAAUCCUAGGGUUGGCUGGACCCUCAUGAUUUCUUCUGAAGGAUUAGACCUAGAGAGAAGUUUACCACAGCUGUUGUUAUUAAUGGCUGCCAGCGGACUGGAGCAGAGAGACUAGCCUCUACUUUAAUUGUGGUUGGGAUGUUCUUGGAGAAACAAUAUUAUGAUAAAAAUCAUGCAGUAACAACAAAUCUAGCUAAUACAGGUGUACAGUCCACACAAAAGCUGAAAAAAAUACAACCAAAGAGCUUUUAUAUUCAUUAAGGAAAACUGGGAAGGGAAAAAAAAACAAAACCGCUUCAGGCUCUCUUUGCUGUUCCAGUUGGAUCCCAUGGAAACCUGCAACAUUUUCAGAAAUGCUUGAUUGUUAUAUGAAAAUGUUCAAUUACUAAAAAGGCUGCAUCACUGUCUCCUGUCAGUGUCUUACACAGAAUGUAGAUUUAUACACGCAUACAGAAGAGAAAGAAAAAAACCUUGCAAGGUAAAUUAAGGAUCAGAGACAUUGAAUGUAAACUUCAUUUGGCUAAAUGCAGGUGUCUACACUGAACUUGUCAUCUAGACUCCUGUAUGAUCAGCCAAAAAAAGAAAACCACUUCUACAGCAGAUUAUUCAUGCCCUAACAUAGAUUUCUAAAACUGAUCAUGGUGAACCAUCCCUAUUAAGUAAGUAAAUAAGUGCCUACUCCUUUCCACUGACUGCAAAAGCAUGCUAGGGGACUAGUUUAAAUACAAACAUUUACAUUGAGUCAGAUGAACCUCACCCUGAGAGACAAGAGGCAAUAUCGAUAUAUCUGAGAAGCAGGCAGACAGAUUCAUGGAAGUUAAACUAUAAUGAUUAUGGUGAAAAAAAUAGGCAUAAGGGAAGAACUGAAUAAACUCCCUAACUUUUCUUCCUCUAAAUGCAAAGAGGUGGGUAAAGUGUAACGAGUAGCCACGUGUGUGAGGCCUAGCAUUUUGUACUGCUGGACAGGCCCCAGCAGAAACCAUGGAAAGGCAUGCCCGCUUCUCGCUGUACAUUCAGGGAAACAUAAAAGGGAUGAGACUUAUUUAAGCUACUAUUAAGACUUAUUUUUCACACUGUGCAUUUUGGGUCUUGUUAAUACUCCUGGAGAGUCUUUUUUCCCUGCCUGGGAACCGCAGCAAGCCUGUUUAUAGGGCACAGAUACACUAAAAUCCAGUUACAAUACUUCACCCCAUACUAAGGCUGAAUCGAGAAGGUAGACCUAUGGUCUGAAGGCACUUAAUGGGUUUGGAAGUUUGGCAUUAGUACCAUUCCAGUGAUGCAGCCAGAAGUCGGAUGAGGAACAGUUUCAAUUCCUGAAAUAAGGAAACAGUUUCAAUUCCUUGAAUUAAAUAAUGUCCUUCUCAUGCAAGUAUCCUCCCAGAGACAAAGGAAUCAUAAUUCUAAAUCACCUACAACCACAGGUGUGCAACGUAGCUGGGUAUAUUUGUACUACCUUGUUUGCAAAGAUCAUUUUAAGCAGCCUCGAGAAGAAUUCCAGUUUGAAAAAAAAAAAUAAUAAUCUGACCAUUUAACCAUUAAACACAUCUAUGAGUUUACAGUUACUUGGUUCAUUGGAUUGCCUGCUACUUUGCAUUAAAAUUGUGUUCAAAAAGGUAU